This is a messenger RNA of Acanthaster planci (crown-of-thorns starfish), 2011 nucleotides long. RefSeq lists its product as uncharacterized. The record is from RefSeq and is a predicted model, not a curated record. Lineage: Eukaryota; Metazoa; Echinodermata; Asteroidea; Valvatida; Acanthasteridae.
GCACAGUACAUGUACAUUUGUCCAAGGAAUGGAAAGUCACACACAGAGAGACAUGCAGUCACCAUUGGUGGAUUUUUACUGUGUAGACAGUCUCUUCAGUACCUCACAAAUUCGGAUGGAUUUUCACAUCAGUGUUAGUGUGACAGCUUAAAAGAAACAAUAUACUGGAUUUGUUGGUUAGCAGCAGAUUUAUGGAAUCACAUUGUCUAUUCAAAUGGAGGCUACGUCACCGACCAUGGAAUUUGCUACUUGAAUAUCUACAUCAAAGAAUCCCUCUCACCGCAGGAGAUUAAUUUCUGUGGAAAAUGCCUGAAUUGGGAAUGUCAUCUGAGAAGUAUUAGUGGGCCUACGUUAACGUAAACAUUCUGCAGUUAGUUCCGUGUUCGGUGCGACAGCAGGUCAAAAGUCAAUAAAAUACACACACCAGGUAUUUAAACGUGCAGUCACAGCCCGGGAUGACAAAGGCAGGUUGGAUUCCAACGACAGCAAACAUGGAGAUGAAGUAUUUCCUCAUGGCUAGCUUGUUCCUGGCGACCCAGCUCAGUAUUUCUCAUGCUGGAGGGGAAGCCUCGAAUCCCUCCGCCUUAGACGUUGCUCUCCAGCCGUUGUACAGGCAACUCGAGACUUUCAAGGAUCAACUGGAUGCUUUCAAAGUUUUUGCGAAGUGUCAGUGUGUACCCCCUUUGACUGAUGAAGUUCUGGCUUCUUGUCACGCCUACGUGCAGGCUGGUCGAUCUCACGGUAACGGGUAUUACAAGAUUAGGCCUACGUGCGGUGGAGCUUCUUUCGACCCUAUAGACGUGUACUGUGACCAAGAAUCGAACGGAGGGGGUUGGAUGAGGGUCUACUACAAAUCUGGCGCCCAAACUUGUCGCACGUACAGCGAGUUUACAUGGACGGGUCAGCUAAUCACCUGCCUGGGUUUGGACAACGUCACCGCGUUUGCAGUGAGCGAUGACGUCGCCACCAUUAACACGGAAAACUCGUGGAUUCUGGAGAACAGUUCGUGGGCUUUCGAGUCUUUCCGCGUGUGUGGUAACUCACCUUGCACCAGCUCUACAAAUCUCGGUAUUUCCUACGCUGACGUCAUUGCAAACCUGGCCAAGUGCCAAACGCCGUCGGGCACUGAUUGGUCACAGGCUUACGCAGGUGGUUACGCCAUGAUUGAUGGAUUUCUGUCGACUAAUGGCGAUUGGAGCAGGAUGUUCUAUGGAUGUGUGAACUCCUACCGAAAUGUAGGACAGAGUACGAGGUUGCGCUUCGGGGGCGGACCUCACCAUACUGGCGAGUUUGUUCACACAUCUUGCAACGACUAUAGCGCCAAUGUUCAAGAUGGAAACAGGGUCACGUCUCGUUGGACCACCAACAAUGUUAGAGUCAUGUGGAUGAAGAUAUAGAGUACAGCUUGAAGGAUACAAGGACGGAACCAUUGCUUUCCAGAACAGCUUUCGAAGUGAAACCAGAAAAUUACUGCAUGGUUUACGAGACAUUUUGUUGGCUAUUUUAAGAAUCUGCUCCGAAGUUUGUAGGCCUAGUUUAAUUUUCGUUCACAAAGACCCUUUCAUGUUUUCAUUAAUUUACUUUGAAUGUUAAUCACAAUUUAAGCUCGGUUCUGUUUUCGACAGCUCUCGCCGUUUUUCUUGUGCCUCAGUCAUAUAAUUUCUUUGCUUUACUUAAUAGCGAUUUUACGACAUCUGGUAAUUGUUACAUGGGUCACACGAAUGUCCUGUGAUGUGCAUGAAUGAAGACACUCUGACCAGAUGGUUAUUGGCUGGUAAAUAACGGUGCUUAGACACAUGUCCCAACAUCACAAAAUGCGGAAACCACACUAGACAGGGUUGUCUGUACAGUCAGCCGGCCUUCUUAGAGACCGGACGUAAGUCAGUGCGGAACCAGACUGAAACCAUAAGAUCUGGCUUUUACAGUUUUCGGUUCUGAAACAAAGAAGUAGGUGCUUGUCCAGAUACUUGAUCAUAUGACCAUGGAGGAAUAAAACACAUGACGUAGGAGA